AUGCGAACAUACUCUCGACUACGUGCUUUUACGACGCGCAGCGAUGAGCCGCCUACCAAACGCAGACGUCUCGACAGCACGAGAACGGACGCGACGCCUGAGCGAGACGCUGCGGAGACCGAAGACGCGUAUUUGGCUGCUAUAGAUUCGACCAGCAUCGUCUCCUCGAGUCCACUCAGGAAACAGCCAGCUCUGUUCUCGGACGACGCAGCAUGCACCUCAACCCCACCAUCGUCUCCUCCACAGCUCCGAUUGUCUCCUCUCCCACCAAAGCGCAAGUCCGUCUUCGCGCUCUCGAAACGAAGCACGUUAAAAUCCAAGCCAAAUGCGAGACCACUUAGCGAGCGAAGCGACAAUGUUCUAAAGACACCGCCUGGGAAGGAGCUUAAGAAGAGACGGCGCCUUACCCAGAUGCAGAUUGACCUUGGCGGAGACAUCCGGAAAGCAUGCAAGACCUGCGGCAUGGAAUAUAUACCUUCGAACAACGAGGACGCGGCACUACACAGGAAGUUCCACGCCAUGAACGUAGGAGGCGUCGACAUUGGCAAAGCAUUCGAUGAUCCCUUGACCACCGAGAAGGUCUGGGCGGGCGACAGCGGCAGCUUUGUCGUGGUUGUGGAUAGGAAACACACGCUGGCAAAACGCAACAAGGCAAAAAAGGUCCUGGAGCUGGUCAAUACCGAGCUUUCGGCAGUAGGGGUCGAAGACGAGAAGCUCUGGAGUCGCGUCUCUGUGCCGUGUCCGCAGCCCUCCAGCGGCGAAGGUGGCAGCACAUCUGGAUCUUCAACCUCGCGACAGGACAACACAUCCAAGGCUGCACGCUUCAAGGUAUUCCUGUACAUACAAGGCCGGAAAUGCGUCGGCCUGUGUCUUGCGGAGCGGAUCUCCGAGGCUCACCGGGUCGAGGAACCGAAUGAGCCAAACGCGUCCGCAGCGGUGAUUGGGGCUACAGCUCAGAGUUCUUCCAUCUCCGCGAGCACUGGGAUCGAUCCAGCUAUGGUGGGUAUCUCCCGGAUAUGGACCUCAAACUCGCACCGGCAGAAGGGGAUUGCGGCGAGGCUGUUGGAUUGCGCUGCCGGCAGCUUCCUCUACGGUGCUAAGAUCCCGAAGGACGAAGUGGCUUUCAGUCAACCCACGGAGAGCGGUGCGAAGCUCGCGAGGAGAUGGUUCGGGAAGGAGUUCGGAUGGCAUGUCUAUGUCGAUUGA
Molecule: messenger RNA, 1206 nt
Organism: Coniosporium apollinis CBS 100218
Lineage: Eukaryota; Fungi; Ascomycota; Dothideomycetes
Exons: 1
Coding region: 1-1206 (401 amino acids)
Biological process (GO): mitotic sister chromatid cohesion
Cellular component (GO): nucleus; chromatin
Molecular function (GO): protein-lysine-acetyltransferase activity
Source: RefSeq, a predicted model, not a curated record